Messenger RNA from Salvia hispanica, 678 nucleotides. RefSeq lists its product as uncharacterized. Gene Ontology annotation, cellular component: mitochondrion. The record is from RefSeq and is a predicted model, not a curated record. Lineage: Eukaryota; Viridiplantae; Streptophyta; Magnoliopsida; Lamiales; Lamiaceae.
CCUAAUUCCCAAAACCUCACCGUUCAAUCAAUCUUCUCGAUCUAUCCCACCUAAUCACCCUCCAUCUCCAGAUUUGAGCUGGAAAAUGGCUGCCAGAUUCAAAGAGCUUAUCAAAAAAUACGGUAAAGUAGGAGUAGUGGUGCAUUGCUCAGUCUCCGCAGCCUCAAUUUCGGGCCUCUACGUCGCGAUUAACAGCAACGUCGAUGUCGAAUCCUUACUCGAGAGGAUUGGUUUAUCUAAUCUAGGCAAGGAUAAGUCCAAGGAUGGCGGUAGAUCUGAUCCGCUGCCCGAAAAUGCUGAGAUAACGACGAAAGGCUCUCCAGAAAUACCAGCGAAGGAGAAGAAUCGUACGACCGAGCUGGCGGCAUCGAGCGGCGGCGCUCUUGCUCUAGCGAUCCUGCUGAAUAAAGCUCUGUUUCCGGUCAGGGUUCCGAUCACCUUAGCUGUAACACCAGCCGUGGCACGGUUUCUGGCGAGGCGAAAUAUGAUCAAUAAAAGUGUAUGAGUGAUUUCCUAUUUCACUUUGUCUUCUUUUUUUGUAUUCAGAAAAUAAAUGAAUUAGUGACACCUUUGUUGGAAUGUGAGUGUUUGGACUAAAAGCCACAUAUUUAGUUUAGAUUAUGGAACUCAUAUUUUGAACAUCAACUUCACUAAUAAACAUUUUAUCUGCUAGUGUAA